GAAGAAAAAAUUAAAUGCAGAAAAUCAUCAGACGACGGGUUAUAUUUUCGUGUAUUCGCUUCUUCCACUUUACGGUUAAACAUUCUUUUUAUCAUGAGUUUAAUUCUGAACGAACAAUUCAACAAAAAUGUGAUCGAAGCUUUUUCAUUGAUGAACGGAAAUAGCUGAAAGUAAAAUUGGCCUCAAGACAUUGCCUUUUAGAGAUUUGUUAGAUCAAGUCGGAAAUACCAGCGAAGAAGCUUUCAAAGAGUG
This is a messenger RNA of Clunio marinus, 252 nucleotides long. NCBI's taxonomy places the organism in Eukaryota, Metazoa, Arthropoda, Insecta, Diptera, Chironomidae. The record is from the annotation of a GenBank genome assembly.